GUUAGACAGUCGGCGGCUCUAGCAAAGAAGGCUAACGACACCGACUCACCGAGUGUAACUGAGACAGACUGAGGAAGAGAAGGAAAGUCGCGUGAGAGAGAAAAUGAGCGGCGACACGAAACCCAACAAUGGCGGGAACGUUGGAGGGGGAUUUAGGGCAAGGUUGGAUCAUUACCUCUACAGUGGAGACAAGAAGCAUGUCAUGGUUGGCUUAGCUCUCAUCACCGCCGUCUUCGGCGUCCCUUGGUACUUCAUGAGCAGGGGAACCAAACAAAUGUCUCAUCAAGACUACCUGGAGAGAGCUGAUAAAGCAAGGAGCCAAAGACUCUCAUCCGGCUCUGCUAAGUGAUCUUAUGCUUUGCAUUUAUUAAAUAGCUUAAUCCAGUUAGACUACUUGUCAAUCAAAGCUUUAUGGCGUGAUAACAUUUUAUUAUAUCUCCCUUUUCCUCCUCCGGCUUUUUGUAUGGCAGAGAUGUUCUUCCUUCUUGUCAUUCUUAGUGAUGUAGUCCAUGUAGCACUACUCAUUGCUUUGCUCGUUUGCAAAAUUUGAUGGCUAACAGCUUUCCAUUCAA
Molecule: messenger RNA, 572 nt
Organism: Prosopis cineraria
Lineage: Eukaryota; Viridiplantae; Streptophyta; Magnoliopsida; Fabales; Fabaceae
Exons: 2
Coding region: 104-349 (81 amino acids)
Source: RefSeq, a predicted model, not a curated record